AUGCGAAUCAGCCGAGUCCUCGAAGAUACGCCCAACGACGAAAUUGACACAUACUCACGUCUUGAUUCGAAAACUUCGCGCCAGAUUCAGACUACUCGCGCUGUCAGCAUGGAACGUACUUCUUCCGGAGCGGCGGGGACUCCUGGUAAACAAGGCAAUGCUCAGGACCCUCAGCUCGAGAGUGGCUCCACCAAACAGGAUGUGACGAAGGGACAGGCGAACAGCCACGAGUCUCAGAAGCCGGCUGUUGGGCAGCAGCAGUAUGGUCAGAAGCACAGUUUUGAAGAGGACGAGGAACCGGAGAAGCUCGGGGCUUGGGGGCGCAGGGCGGCCAACGUCCAUGCCAAAAAAGGGACUUCUGGGCAGGAGAGAGAACUCUUGCCUGAUUACCUUGUGAACAAGUAA
Messenger RNA from Anthostomella pinea, 405 nucleotides. The record is from the annotation of a GenBank genome assembly. Lineage: Eukaryota; Fungi; Ascomycota; Sordariomycetes; Xylariales; Xylariaceae.